CAACGUCGCCAUCUGCUUUCUCGUUCUUCUCCAAUCUCCGUGUUGUUGUUGCCGGUGACGCGGCGGAGGUGUAGCCUGACGCGGGCUCUUACGUGUCGGCCAGAAUAAAAGUGGAGCUCCGGAGACCCGGGAGUGACGAAAGGGUGUCUGUAUCGGUUUGCCAAUGAAGAUGGAGUCAGCAGCCGAGGCUCAGCAGGCGGCGGACACUGCUGUGACUGAGACGGAGAACCAGCACAUCACCGCGGCUCAGAUCGCUACUUUAGCACAGGUUUCCAUGACAACAGGACACGCCUCGGCAACAGGUCCCACUGUAACGCUGGUACAGCUUCCCAACGGGCAGACGGUUCAGGUCCAUGGAGUCAUUCAGGCUGCACAGCCAUCUGUUAUCCAGUCCCCACAAGUCCAGGCCGUGCAGAUCUCCACCAUAGCUGAAAGUGAAGAUUCCCAGGAGUCAGUGGACAGUGUGACAGACUCCCAGAAGCGCAGAGAGAUUCUGUCACGGCGCCCUUCAUACAGGAAAAUCCUGAAUGACCUUUCAUCCGACGCACCAGCAGUUCCUCGGAUCGAGGAGGAAAGGGCUGAGGAAGACUCAUCUGCAGCUGCAGCUACACCCGCCAUCACCACCGUAACCGUUCCCACACCCAUCUACCAGACCAGCAGCGGACAGUACAUUGCGAUCACGCAGGGCGGAGCCAUUCAGCUGGCCAAUAACGGCACAGAUGGAGUUCAGGGCCUUCAGACUCUGACCAUGACCAACGCUGCUGCAGCCGCUCAGCCUGGAACCACCAUCCUGCAGUAUGCACAGACCAGCGAUGGCCAGCAGAUACUGGUUCCCAGUAACCAGGUUGUGGUCCAAGCCACCUCGGGUGAUGUCCAGGCCUAUCAAAUCCGAGCGGCUCCUGCCAGCACCAUCACCCCUGGGGUUGUCAUGGCCUCCUCCCCUGCCCUCCCAACACAAGGAGCUACAGAAGAGGUCACCAGAAAAAGGGAGGUCCGCCUAAUGAAGAACAGAGAGGCAGCCCGGGAAUGUCGCAGGAAGAAGAAGGAGUAUGUUAAAUGUCUGGAGAACAGAGUCGCUGUCCUGGAGAACCAAAACAAGACACUAAUCGAAGAACUGAAAGCACUUAAAGAUCUUUACUGUCAUAAAUCUGAGUAGCUCGUGUCCUGAACGUGGAGCUGGGCCAAGUAGUUUUCCAGUUUCUUUCAAAUGCUUUGACUGUUUGAUUCUGCCUGGGCAUCCAAUCUGCUCAUGGCUGGCCUGUUUUUUUUUUUUACCCAGGCAAGUUUUUCCCAAAUAACCUUCUCUUCAACAGUACAAUAAAUUUUAACAAUAUAAAGUAGUACUGUCGGGAUCAACAGGGAAAACAUGAGAAAAGUGCCGUUUAAAACGUGGUACUCUAAACUGAUAGCCAGAAUCCUGUUAACCAUUAGUUAAUUUGGUGCUGGAUCCUGCUGAGAUCAUAGCUUAGGUCACCAUCUGCAUUCGUUUGUACAUCAUUGUAUUUAUGCUCCAUGCUGUGUUUCCUCUUUGUUGUGUGGCAAAGGUGCCUGCGUCAAAUGCCAUGGAGAUAUAAGCUUCCAAUUUCUUUUAAACAUAAACACCCACUUUAGAUUUUUAUGUACUGUCAUAGCUAGCCAUUUUCUGUUUACUGUGCAACCAAUAAUGUGUUUUCAAGGUAUCACCGUUUACCCUACGUUACGAUUUAUGACAUUGUUUUGAACGCCUAUAAAAUGCAGGCCAGAGCAAUGACAAGCCUCGUCUCCUAAGAAACAUUGGCUGCCUUUUUAUUCAGCUAGAAAAAAUUUUUAGGAUUUAUUUUUUUCUCGUUUUUAUCAACGUUUUAUGAUAUAUUAAGCGAUCCCAUCAUAAAAUAUUUUAACAGGGUGUAUGUAAGAAUGAACUGUGAAUCUAACCUUCAUGUGAAUUAUGCCUUACAGAUCAGUCUACAACUAAUUGGGGAAAACUAGUUUUUAAAGAUUCUACCAACUCCUGAUACUGUAUUACUUGAAAAGAGGACAGUUGUGGUGUAACAAAACACUUGGCUAUUCUGUUGUUUAUUGUAUAUUUAUCAACCUUCCCACUAAUAAUAACUUAGGGAUGACCCAGUAAAGAUUUUUGUCUAACAAACCGAUCUGAGUCAUUUAAGAAUAGGCAUUUGGCAAUACUUAUACGCUUUCUAAAACUUUAUGAAAACCAAUGCCAUGUGCUUGCAGUAAAGUAAAACACUACAUUUCAUAAGAAUGACAUGAUCUCAAUUAGUGAUUGUGUAGCAUUUAAGUCACAAGUGACAUCUGGAGCUUCAUAAUGAUGGAUUUCUUUUUUGCCAACCGGAGCGUGUGGAUAGCCUCAAUAGGCUGCUCCAACCAGUUAGCUAAGUUUGGAAAUAUACUAUAAUGUUCUGACAGUACGCCCUCUAAAACAUGCAUAUCAUUUGUUUCUAAGCGUAUGUCUUCAAUAAACUCACAUCUUGCUACAGCUGGCAAUGUUUUCACGUGGGGUAGUUUGCUAAAGUGCUAGGCUAAUGCUAGCAUGUUUUAUUUUUAUUUUUUCACCAUUUAGACGUGACUUGUUGAUUCUGGUAGUGAAAUAUGUCAAUCAUGUGCAGACAAAACGUAUGGAGAUAGUUGUGCCUCUCCAUGAACUUAUUGUUUUUCUUUGAACAUCAUAAAAUUAAUGAGUAGUGUGUCAGCUGCUCUCUGUGCACGUCUUCCAGGACAGCUUCAGAUAUCUGAGCACAGCACAGAGCACUAUUGUCCUUUUUAGCCAUCAAUGUGAAUGUUGCAAGGCAUGGUGGGAGUGCUGCUUACAAAAUCAUAAAUGGUACAAAAAACACAGUUAUCCUGAAUUUAGAUGUGUUAGGGACCCCAUUACCCAUCAUUCACUGGAUUGUGAUAUCCAUAAUAAUAUCUGCCAAAGCUGCUAUAUUAACUGAAUAAUUUGGGAAAUAACAAUAUAACAAUAUUUUGUUCAGUUAUCUGUUUUUGCAAGAGACCAAAAUAACCUUUUGUCACACGGCAUAGCAAUAGUCCAGUUGGACUGCAUCUUGCUAAUUGGCACAAAAGCUGUUUUUCUGUUGACACUUAAGUGAGUUUAUGGUUUAAAUGGCUGUUUCUUCAUAUUACCUCUUAUGUUACUUGUUACAUGCCCACACAUAAAAACGUGUGUAAAACAACACCAUUUAAUGCAUAACAGCACAACCUACAAAUAAUAAAAAAAAAAUUGAUUUGAAGUUGUAAAUUUCAAAUCCAAUUUGUUAUCAUUCAAGUUAACUAUGUACAAAAUUUUACAUUUUAGGUAUUUUUUUCUUUCAUUUGGUAUUAUUUUGACUUUUUCAAUUUAGUCAAAUAUUGGUGAAAUAUAAACCAUGUAAAUGUAAAUUGCUGUGUUAUUUUAUUUUCUUGCAAAUUGGACUCUGACAUCUAGAAAAGCAAUUUGCUACAAUUUCUUUAAAAUAACAUUAGUUGUAUAUUACAUCCUGUUGGAAUGAGAUCACUUGUGUUGUUUGCGUGUGUGUGUUGAGAAGAAAUGUGUAUGUGAUUGUCUAUAUUUUAUAUAACUGUACAUAGACUCUACAGCAUGUGUAGACCUCAUAUAUUUCAGUUUAUUUGACAAAUGGUUUUUAUGACUUGUAUGGAGAAAAAAAACUUUGCAUAUUUGUAAUAUACAUCAUUGUAUAAUUCACAGCAGUGAACUGUAUGUGUGCAUUAAUGUGUCCCUCCUGGCCAACCAGCAUUAUGGCAGCUAGUGAAUGAGGAACGGCCUGUGUUGGAGGUGUUUGAUGUUUGGAGUGUUUUAAUCAGUUUUGGAUCAGCGGUGUUUGUAGAAAAAGAGUAAAUGGGUUUAAAAGAUGUUCGGCCACAUAGCAGAUGUCAAUUGGAUCUUUUUUGAGCAUUAUUGUUUCUGUUUGAAUCUUUAUAUAUAUAUAUAUUAUCUUUUAAGUGUGAACUGCUCCAACACCAAAUCUUUUUAUAUAUACAAAGUUAUCAGAUGAAAGCACAAUGUUUUCCCCCCACUGAAGCCCUUAUGUUUUUCUUAAUUAUACUUUAUCUGCAUUUAUUUCAAUAGAAGGUUGCUUCUUAUUCAUAUAAUUGACUAUGUUUGCAGUCGUAAGGAAAACGACUGAGAAUCAGCAUUUAGGAACCAUCUCUGAACUGGGUGAGUUUUUUUUAGGUGAAACAUACGGGGAUUUUAGUUUGGUCUGAAAACAUCUGUGAUCAUGCUUGUCAAUCAACAUUAUUAUAAUUCUAAGUGUCAACGUUGUGUUUUGACCUUAAAAAGUUUGAUCAUUUAAAAUUCUUAGUUUUUAAAUUAAUCCCAGUCUUUCAGUAUUAUUUUUUUUUGUUUACUACAAAUCUUUUCCUAGAUUCACAAAUUACUUUCAAGGCAUUGUUCUUGAUUUUAACUAGUUUUGGAAAUGUGGAAACACUAGUAUUUAAUAAUCAGAUUAGCAUGUAAUAUUUCUCAUACAUUUUGUUCCUUUUUUGCUUUACAGUGUGGUUUAAUGGAUCAGUGUAGAGACAAAGCAUCUUCGUUAACUAUACUGUCAAUUUGGAUUUAUUGGAAUGGAGUGAACUUUAUAAAUACAAGUUUUGAUAAUUCAUACAAACUGUCAGUAUCAUAAUAUGUACGUUGUGUUCAGGGCUUAGUUUCACUCAGUACCCAGCUGAAACGGUAUUUGAGUUACUAUAAAAAGUGUAUUCUUGGAUAAAAAUAAUUGCCAUCCCUUGUGAUUCACACAUCCAGUGCUGGUGCUAAAUAAGACCUUGUGGCAUGAUUACUUGUUAUUUUUACUUACAAACUUAUGUUGUGUGAAACUGAGUGCCAGAAUUGUUUGUACCUAAUUGCCAUAUAAAAAUAAAAUGCAUCAUUUUUAAUGUGAUCAAUGUAAUGAUUGUUACUUUUACAAAGUCUAAACAUAAAUCACAUAUGUUGUACAGUGUAUUCUAAAGACAAGGUUACAAAAUGUCACAUUACAUAUAGUUUGUUUUAACAAAGUCCCAUUACAACAUUGUAUCUGCCCAAAAAUUAAAGUGAUGUUACUCUAAUAUACAUCACUCUUUUGUAAACUACUGACAUGUCUUAAUAAACUGCUCUAAAUAGUG
Messenger RNA from Girardinichthys multiradiatus, 5103 nucleotides. RefSeq names its product cAMP responsive element binding protein 1b (gene creb1b). Bases 164 to 1156 code for a protein of 330 amino acids. Gene Ontology annotation, cellular component: nucleus; ATF4-CREB1 transcription factor complex. The record is from RefSeq and is a predicted model, not a curated record. Gene Ontology annotation, molecular function: DNA-binding transcription factor activity, RNA polymerase II-specific; cAMP response element binding; protein binding. Lineage: Eukaryota; Metazoa; Chordata; Actinopteri; Cyprinodontiformes; Goodeidae. Gene Ontology annotation, biological process: regulation of transcription by RNA polymerase II. The transcript is spliced from 8 exons.